Sphaerulina musiva SO2202 is the source of this 684-nucleotide messenger RNA. RefSeq lists its product as uncharacterized. NCBI's taxonomy places the organism in Eukaryota, Fungi, Ascomycota, Dothideomycetes, Mycosphaerellales, Mycosphaerellaceae. The coding region runs from base 1 to 684 and encodes 227 amino acids. The transcript has a single exon. The record is from RefSeq and is a predicted model, not a curated record.
AUGGCUCACCGCUUUCACAACGAGCCUCUCGCAGAAAAUUACCAACAAGCUGCCUACAACGGCUUUCCCUUCCUCCCCGAAUUCGGCCACCGCCGUACCGCUCCCCGCGAAGAGCCCUUCAUCCACCACCGCGCCAACGGGAUUGCAGGUCAAGGACCGGGUUGGUAUCAAGGCGGCCACAAAUUUUCCAAAGGAAGUUUUCGCUCGAAGAAAUACUGGGUCCGGCCCAUCGAUGGUGCACGUCACGGAGCCCUGGGACGACUCAAAGACGCCCUGACGGGUGAAGGACCGGAUGUGUUUGUCGUGGCGAAUGGGGAUCGGAGAACAUUCAUGAGGGAUGUGCCGUCGAGGAAUCAUUGGAGCGGUUGGGAUAAGACUGGUUUGCGAUGGGUUGGGGAUGCGAAUUGGAGAGGUGCGAGUGAGGAUAUGGAUUGGUAUCCGAAAACGAAUUAUCAUGCUCCAUGGGCACGGAGGGAGAAAGACCAGGUGUACAAUUUUCGGACCAGGGAGUAUGAUGACCUGAAGGGGAGUAAUCGGUUAGGCUUUUGGAGUGAUGCGCACUACUCUCAGGGCCAGAGAGGCAAGUAUUCGAUUCCGACUGCUUGGAGGAUGUGGGAUGGGAAGUGGCAUACGACUGUUGACCCUAGUGCUGGGAGAUGGCCCGGUGGAAGGCCGUUGCGCUGA